AUGAUUCUUAGCGGAGCAUCCAUCAUCAAGCGCGGAAUUGUGCGUAACCUGCAAUGUACUACUCAGAUUCAGCCUUGUGGAGUUGACGUCUCCCUGCGUCGCGUCCUCAGAUGGACCUCACCGGCCACAAUCGACUUCGACAACACGCGUCGACAAGCCGCCGGCACUACAGAAUUAAAAUUCGACACCGCCGAUUCAGUCAAGCUUGCCCAGGGCUCAUAUCUCGUCGACUUCAACGAGACGGUUCGUAUACCGCUGGACUGCAUGGGCCAAGUCUUUGUCCGAUCGUCGCUCUGGCGGUCGGGCGUUUCAGUGACGGCUGGCGUGGUGGAUGCUGGUUAUGAAGGAGCUUUGGGAGCGUUGCUAGACGUAAAGAAUCCAGCCGGUAUUGUGUUGUAUAAGAAUGCGAGGCUGGCGCAGAUUGUGCUGCAUGGGCUGCGGGAGAAGGUGGAGGAGGGCUAUCGUGGGGUUUACCAGCAUUCGGCGAACAGUCUAGGACGUGAUGGACGUGGCAGACUAUGA
Trichoderma citrinoviride is the source of this 522-nucleotide messenger RNA. Its product is annotated as putative dUTPase. Lineage: Eukaryota; Fungi; Ascomycota; Sordariomycetes; Hypocreales; Hypocreaceae. The coding region runs from base 1 to 522 and encodes 173 amino acids. The transcript has a single exon. The record is from RefSeq and is a predicted model, not a curated record.